AUGACGCAGCUCAAGACGGUGCACCUGCUCCGCUUCCUGGUGCUGGCCACCAUGGUGGCCAAAUCCAUCUGCGUCGGAGUGCGCCUUAACAACGUCGAGGAGCUAAGUGAGCCAUUGCGCACGAUUCUUAUCGACGAGCCGCUCAGAAGUCCAAGUCGAAGUCCAGACGCUUCGCUUCUAUCGACCCCGACCGUGAGGCCGGAACGCAGUCCGAGCCCACAUCCAUCUGACACGUCCGAGCGUAGAUUGGCACGCCAAGACUCUGCGUCUCCGAGAUUCCAUUCACCGCUAUACUCGGACACGAACGCGCCUCGCCCAACGUUUAGAGAAAUCAAUCGAAUGCAGAGGCAGAGAGAACGGCUGGAAUAUGCUCGCGCUCGUGCUCGGGCGAGGCAAACGACCACGACGACGACCGAUGAAUCGACUGCAGCGUCUCGUCGUCUGCGACGACCGUUACCGACCGGCCCGUACGGCGCGGUACGCGUGCGCACGCCAUCCCGCGUUCCUGACGCUACAGUUGCGGAGCACCCGGAAAGGACGCAGCUAGCGACCACACCGACGGUAAAUAGGCACGCCAUUUACCGUGAGCACCAUCGAAGACUACGUCUAGCUCAGUAUCAAGCCCAGCACGAAGCUAGCUUUUCAAGUGAGUAUCCAGGCCGGCGGUUCAUAGCUGCCCAGAUGCCGUCGCAUUGGCUCUUGGAGUGCUGCUGACGCGCACGUUUUUUCCUGAUCCCGGAAAAGACCACGAAAGCGAGCUACAUGGGGUGGAUGUGGAUCAACGUAUAAUCCAAAGGAUGCGCCGAGAAGGCCGCCCUGAGCAGGAAAUUGAGUUGCUUCAGCAGAGCCUGCGCGAGCGUCGGGCCAAAUACCCCUACACCGGCACGGGGUCCAGCCAUGAACCAGCGCCAGCUGCAUGA
This is a messenger RNA of Ceraceosorus bombacis, 920 nucleotides long. Lineage: Eukaryota; Fungi; Basidiomycota; Exobasidiomycetes; Ceraceosorales; Ceraceosoraceae. The record is from the annotation of a GenBank genome assembly.